CCGGUGCCUUUGCAGAAAGACCUGAUCGUGCAGAGCGAGAUGUACCGCGUGAUGAAGAUCGACGCGCUGGCCUCCUCGCACCCGCUCUCCUUCCAGGAGGACGAGAUCAAGACGCCGGCGCAGAUCAGCGAGGUCUUUGACGCCAUCGCCUACAGCAAGGGGGCGUCGGUGCUGCGCAUGCUCUCCGAGUUCCUCACCGAGGAGCGCUUCAAGCAGGGGCUGAAGUCCUACCUCCAGACCUUCAGCUACGGGAACACCGUCUACGACGACCUGUGGACCCACCUGCAGAAGGUACGCGGCUCCCCCACCGGCCACCCCACUGCAAUACGGUCCUGCAGCCACCUUGCCCCACACACGGGCUCCCUGUGGCCCCAGCAGGCACAUGAUCAGGCCUGGUGCCUGGCACACGGCCCCGCUGGGCACACCCGAGGCACACGGGCAGGCCUGGCACACG
Messenger RNA from Pelodiscus sinensis (Chinese soft-shelled turtle), 454 nucleotides. The record is from RefSeq and is a predicted model, not a curated record. Lineage: Eukaryota; Metazoa; Chordata; Testudines; Trionychidae.